AUGGUUAAGUCACUGGCUUUCUAUUCACGUGAUGCACAAGAGGUUUUUGGUGAAGUUGACAGAGAGAGACUGCGUGUCCUAAAAACUCGAGAGAUAUUUCUGAGGAGAACCAACAACUUUCCAGGACCUCCUAUAAGAAUGAAAUUCACUGCAACAACAUUGAUACGAGAAAUCCAAGUUAAACAUCAUAGUCAACUUGAAAAUCUACUAACAAGUUACAAUUUAAUAAUACCAGAUAAUUACUUAACAGAAGAUAAACAAUUGCUUCAUUCAAAUUCAAUUACUAAACAUUUAUCAUUGGUUAAUCGAAAUUGUUCACGUGAUGCGAAAUGUUCCAUUUCAUUAAUAAAAAUUCCUGAUGAAAGUUGUAAAGAAAUUGACGAAACUCAUAUGAGAAAAAGAAUAAAUCCUAUUAAGCUAAGUAUCACAUCAUCAUUAUCUGUAAUGAAUCCAUAUAAACAUGAUUAUGGACAAAUUAUUUAUCCAGCUGAUAGAUUGAAAUUAUCAAAUUUACAAAUUAUUGUUAAAGAUUAA
Molecule: messenger RNA, 534 nt
Organism: Schistosoma margrebowiei
Lineage: Eukaryota; Metazoa; Platyhelminthes; Trematoda; Strigeidida; Schistosomatidae
Source: the annotation of a GenBank genome assembly